Messenger RNA from Gambusia affinis (western mosquitofish), 3057 nucleotides. RefSeq names its product beta-1,4 N-acetylgalactosaminyltransferase 1-like. The record is from RefSeq and is a predicted model, not a curated record. NCBI's taxonomy places the organism in Eukaryota, Metazoa, Chordata, Actinopteri, Cyprinodontiformes, Poeciliidae. Gene Ontology annotation, cellular component: Golgi membrane. Gene Ontology annotation, biological process: ganglioside biosynthetic process. The transcript is spliced from 10 exons. Bases 1 to 1581 code for a protein of 526 amino acids. Gene Ontology annotation, molecular function: hexosyltransferase activity.
AUGUGGUACCAGAGAAAGACAGUGCUGCUCGCCAUCCUUGUGUCUGUGGUACUGGUACUGGUUCUGCUUCACUCAUAUUCCACUCGGGCCUACAACACGGUGGACCUGUGCCAACAGCUCGGGGCGACAAAGGAAAGGCACCUGGAGGAGAGGCUCCCAGAACAGGAACUGCGGCUGAGCAACAUCCACUUUCAAGUCAGGAAAAGUGUAUCAGACUUGCUGGAACGUAAUGGGUGCGUUUGUGAGGCUGAGAGACCAGUAGAAAACCUACACUUUGACCAGCUGCUGUUCCCAAAGUUGUCAGUUCAGUCCCUGCACACUGCCUCCAACACCUCUGAGCUGGGGAAAAUGAAAAUGAGACGAGCUAAGGAGUACAAAGCUUUUCAACAGAGAUCCAGGACUGCUGCAGACACGCUCAUGAUCACCAAGGCCAACAAUCCCCUGCAGUAUCCAACACAGGGGGUGGAAGUACGGCCCCUGAAAACAAUCAUCAUUCCAGGCUUGGCCUUACACGACCUUCCCAGAGACCAUUACACAAUAAACAUUACUGCCACGCUAGGAACACUAAACGUAGCAGCAGAAGUGGAGGGAGUGAAAAUAAAAGGUGAUGGAGGGAUGCAUAUGAGUCUGUCCAGCAGUUUGCUGCUGAACUUGAACCGACAGCUGCAGUUUGUCACCUACACAAACACAAUGUUUCAUCCCAACACUGCUGACACAGUGGAGUUUGAGACAGAAGGUCAUCAAGCUGCCUUCAGCAUCAAGAUCCGUCAUGGAGUGACUCCAAAACUUUAUGACACUGGACCUCAGGAAGAGUACAACGUCAGUGCGCUUGUUACCGUAGCGACAAAGACCUUCCUGCGUUAUGAAAAGCUUCAAAAGCUAAUUGACAGCAUCAGAAAAUACUACCCCACAGUCACGAUAGUAAUUGCUGAUGACAGCGAGAACCCAAAAACCAUUUCUGGGCCUUACAUCGAGCAGUACAUCAUGCCUUUUGGGAAGGGUUGGUUUGCUGGACGAAACCUGGCUGUUUCCCAAGUCACAACCAAAUAUGUGCUUUGGGUGGACGAUGACUUCUUCUUCACAGCCAAUACCAAGCUGGAGAAGCUCAUAGACGUUUUAGAGAGGACCACUCUGGAUCUGGUUGGGGGUGCAGUAGAUGGUGGUACCUUCAGACAAACCAUCUCCAUCGAGCCAGGAGAGGACAACGGAGACUGCUUACACAUCAGAAAAGGAUUUCAUCAUGUACUUGAGGGAUUCCCUCACUGUGUUGUGACAGAUGGAGUCACUAAUUUCUUCUUGGCUCACACGGAUAAACUCCGACAGGUCGGCUUUGACCCCCGUCUCAACAGGGUAGCUCACAUUGAAUUUUUCAUCGAUGGCCUUGGAUCUCUCUAUGUUGGCUCCUGUGAUGACGUCACCAUCGAUCACCAACCCAAAGUCCAUCGAUCACCGGCUGAUCAGUCCUACAACGAGGAUAUGUACAACAAAUUUCGCAACCCUAGUACCUUCUCUGACUCCCAAAAUAUAAAAUACGGCCUGAUGUACUUCAAAAACCGUUUGCAGUGCCAGACUCGUAAUUAGCAUUCACAUCUGCCCUGGUCUCUCUGAAGGGCAGAUUCUUCCUGAAUCUCCAAAGAUGUUUUUCUCCACCCUGCACUGGCAGAUAAAACUUGUGGCAGCUUGGUUUGUUCUGCUGUCAUCUGCCUUUGAGGCAGUUCUGUAAAAACCUCAAGAGAGGGUUGAAGGGAGAUUUAUUCUGGAAUGACGACAGAAAUCUGGUUGCACCUAGACCGCAGGUGUCAAACUCCAGUCCUUAUGGACCACUGUUCUGCAGUUUUUAGACGUGCCACAGGUACAAAACACUGGAAUGAAAUGGCUUCAUUACCUCCUCCUUGUGUAGAUCAGUUCUCCAGAGUCUUAAUGAUCUAAUUAUUCUAUUCAGGUGUGGUGCAGCAGAGGCACAUCUAAAAGCUGCAGGACACUGGCCCUUGAGGACUGGAGUUUGACACCCCUGGACAGUCGUCUUUUUAGGCCCGAUCACCUAAAGUGUUGCGAUGGAAGGAUUUUUUCUUUUUAUUUUUUUCUGCCACUUUACGUGGCUUUUUGAAGGCCCUUAAUAUACUCAAAAAUUCAGAUAGGCACCAGCACCCCGCCUGAGCCCUCUAAGGGACAAGGGUGUACAGAAAAUGGAUGGAUGGAUUCUCUUGAUAAAAACUGUUGUUGGGGGUAAAAUUGAUCUAUUGUUAACAAUUAUCAGCAAUAAUCAUGUUUAAUGUGUUUGUAAUCUGAAAAAGCAUGUAAACUCAGUUAAAGAUGAUCAGAGUUUAAUGAAGGAUGUUGACUCUUAAUGGUGUGAAGUGUCAGGCAGAGUUUAGGGGAAAGGUUAUGAAAAAGAGAAACUGAAGGGAGAGCAAGAAUGAUCAACCAGAGCACGAGAGGCACGAACCCAGGCCAAAGAGAAACCAAAGAAAGGAGUGUGCUGAUCGACAAACAAAAGGUCUGACCAAAGGAGAAACUGAAACCACUGAUGAUGAUGGUAGGAGCGUGAUCUUUAAUUGUUCCCAGUUCAAGAACCUUUAAUGUCCAUUUAAGCAGAGCGACUCUGGUUUUCCUUCCAACCAGUCAACUGUCUUACAGCUAAACAGACUAAAAAGGCCUUUAAAAAGUUGCGUGUGAGAAAAUCACCUCAAGGACCUCCAAAAUCUGCAGUUCUAAAUUGGACCUCUUCCAUCAUGCAGGCCCUGGGAGAUCCCAGUAUUCACAGGGAGGUAAAGGCUCAUCAGACCUGCAGGGACGCCUGCCUUCAUCAGCCAGUUCUGUGAGGUACAUGCUGCUGCGACUCUUCCUUCAUCAUCAGGCCGGUACUGGGGUUCCAAUUCCUUCCUCCGUCUCUCAAAGUCUCCUUUUAGUGCUCUCAGUUUCAGAAGUAGGGAUAGAUGUGCUACAGUUGAUUUUACCAUAUAUUUUGUUGAUUUACUGUUGGCACCUGUUUGCUGCUGCAGGAUUAACCUGUUACUGGCCUCUGCAAAGCGUUACUAAAUAAAGAAUCUUGCUAAA